This is a messenger RNA of Oncorhynchus nerka (sockeye salmon), 3128 nucleotides long. RefSeq names its product actin filament-associated protein 1-like. The coding region runs from base 506 to 2752 and encodes 748 amino acids. Gene Ontology annotation, cellular component: cytosol. NCBI's taxonomy places the organism in Eukaryota, Metazoa, Chordata, Actinopteri, Salmoniformes, Salmonidae. Gene Ontology annotation, molecular function: SH2 domain binding; SH3 domain binding. The record is from RefSeq and is a predicted model, not a curated record. The transcript is spliced from 17 exons.
CUCGUUUUACAGCGAAGAGAGAGAAGGAGAUACAGAAAAACAGUGAAGGGGACAGAUUUUAAAGCGCAGUCUUCCCUCGGCGCACUUGCUUAUAAAACACGAUUAGCUCUCUAUAUUAUAGUUGCCUGCCAGCACCGUGGUGCAAAACUGCAGAUGCACGCAUUCAAACAAGAUCCGCUCUGUUUCUGAGCCGAACAGGACAUGCAGGCACAGGCAGUUUGACUAGCGAGAGUUUUGAAAGAGGGAGGAGGACGGAAGGAAGCAAAGAGGGAAGAGGAGGAGAAAAGAGCCGGAGAAAAGUUUGAAAGGAUACGCGAGACCGGAGACGUUGCCGGUUGGUCACCGUGAAGAAAGGCUAUUCAAAGCUGGUAUCGCGGGGAAAAUCUAUCCUCGGAUAAACAGACGAGGGUCUGUCGUUGGCCGCUGCCGGGUGGGGAGAGGGAUUGUAUUGAUAUUCGGCAGCUGCCGGGAACGCGCCUGAUUCCGUUUGCUGUUUGGGGAAUAGAUGCGCUGGGAAGCCACGAUGCGGAGCGAUCCCAUUUUGUUCGCUUCCAGGGCCAUGGAGGAGUUGGUGUGUGAGCUGCGUCUGUUCCUGGACCUGCUGGACAGGGAGUAUCUGAGCGCUGGGGUCAGGGAGAAGAAGAUGCUCAUCUCCAACAUCCUUCACAGGGUCCUCGCCGCUAAAGAGCCCUCGUUCAAGUCAGAGGACCACAGCAGCCUUUCUGCACCCCCUCAGAUGCCACUCCCUGAGAUCCCACACCCCUGGCUCCCUCCAGACAACGGGCCUCCUCCUCUCCCCAGCUGCUCUCUCCCAGAGGGAUACUAUGAAGAGGCCGUCCCCCUCAGUCCUGGAAAAGCCCCAGAAUACAUCACUUCCAACUAUGAUUCUGACCAGAUGAGCAGUUCGUAUGAGUCAUAUGAUGAGGAGGAGGAGGAUGGGAAGGGGAACAGAGGGAAGAAGAUGCGACACCAGUGGCCUAGCGAGGAGGCCUCCAUGGGUCUGGUCAAGGACGCACGCAUCUGUGCCUUCCUGCUGCGCAAGAAACGCUUCGGCCAGUGGACCAAGCUGCUCUGUGUCAUCAAGGACAACAAGCUGCUGUGCUACAAGUCAUCUAAAGACCAGACACCCCAGAUGGAGCUGCUGUUAUCAGGCUGUAGCAUCACACAUGUCCCCAAGGACGGCAAGAAGAAGAAACACGAGCUGAAGAUAGUCCACCAGGGAGCAGAUGCCCUGGUCCUGGCCGUGCAGAGCAAAGAGCAGGCUGAGGAGUGGCUCAAGGUGAUGAGGGAGGUGUGCAGUAAUGGCUGUGACUCAGAUGUAGCAGGGUCUCCUGUGCACAAGCCCGACCUGGAGAAGAAGGUGUUGUGUGAUAGGCCGAGCUCAGACGGAGAGCCGCCCAAUGAGAACGGACACACCGUCACCGACUGUAAGGACCAAGGUAAAGGGAAGAAGGACUCUCAGAAGAGUCAGAAGGGAGGCACGCUGAGUAAAGGGGCGGGGAAGAAGAUCACUAAGAUCAUUGGCUUAGGCAAGAAGAAGCCGUCCACUGACGAACAGACCUCUUCAGCCGAGGAGGACAUACCCACCUGUGGCUACCUGAACGUGCUGUCCAAUAACCGCUGGCGUGAGCGUUGGUGUCGUCUGAAGGACAACCAGCUGCUGCUUCAUAAGGACCGUACUGAUCUGAAGACCCACACGGCCAGCCUGCCCCUCAGAGGCUGCGAGGUCAGCCCCGGACUGGACUCCAAACACCCCUUCGCCUUCCGCCUGCUCCGCAACGGACAGGAGGUGGCUGUACUGGAGGCGUCCUCCUCAGAGGUCAUGGGUCGGUGGCUGGGGAUGCUGCUAGCUGAAACAGGCUCUAUCACAGACCCUGCUGCCUUACAUUACGAUUACAUAGAUGUAGAGACUACCGCAAACGUUAUCCAGCUGGCCAAGCAGUCCUUCUGCUUCACUAGUAAACGUGCUGUAUCUCCCAACCCUUAUCUGGACAACCCUGCCAACAGUUACGCAUGCCCCUCUGGAAUGGCACUGCACUAUGAUGAUGUGCCCAUCAAUGGAACGCUGAAGGGAAAAAAGGUCCCAGUGACCAAUGGGACAGCGUCUAAACAGAAGGUGGACAAGAACCAGGCCAAGAAGACCAAUGGAACAACCAAUGGAACAACCAAUGGAACAGCAUCUGUGAAACGCAACAACUCCAGUGCAGAGCAGUAUAAGUACGGUAAGAACCGUGUGGAGGCGGACGCCAAGAUGCUGCAGGCUAAAGAGGAGGAGCUAAUAAACAGAAAGCAGGACAUCAGGAACCGUCUGACCCAGCUGAAGAAGGACAGGAAAGACCUGCGCACCGCCAUGGAGGCCAGCACCGCUAAGCGCUGCGCUGGGUCCCUGGCGGAGCGGCUGAAAAAGGUGGAGGACGAGUGCAAGCUGAAGGAGGACGAGCGGGUGAGCCUGGAGCUGGAGAUGACAGAGGUCAAGGAGAGUCUGAAGAAGGCCCUGAACGGAGGAGUCACUCUGGGACUCACCAUCGAGCCCAAGUCUGGCACCUCCAGCCCACAGUCCCCAGUGUUGCUGAGGCGUACCCUAGAGAACUCUCCCAUCUCCAGCUGUGACACCAGCGACACAGAGAGCUGUUCUACUCUGCCCGUCAACAGUGCCUCCCUCCUCCGCAGAACGACCAAUCAGAAACCCUCGGCCGUCCGCGGCCAUGUCCUCAAGAAGGCUAAGGAAUGGGAGAUGAAGACUGGCACAUGAGCAACAACUCUGUUCACAACAGUCCUAUCUUAUUAGCUUUUUAUUUUAUUUUAAUGCGUGUAUAUAUUUAUUUAAAUCAGUUCGUAUGGGGAAGAAGGUUGAAGAGGAGUACACUACAAGCAUAGCCAAACAGAGAGACGAUCAAGACGAUGCUGGGUUUUUUUUUUGUCUACUUUAUUUCCUGGACAUAAAGAACUAGCAGUCUUUUUCUAGCGUACCAUUGUGUAAUACCAUGUUAUAUUUCAACUACUCUGUUGUGUGCUUUUGUAUCGCCCAAUCUUGUGUUUUUUUUGUUAGUUUUUGUUUUGCAGUCAUCCACUUUCAUAGUCUCUUGUUGCCUGUUUCUCCAUCACAUAAAACAAUCAGGUUUCUACAA